AUGUCUCUACUGUCAUAUCUCCCUCUCUCCACAGCUACUGGGCUGAUGAUCGGCUGCCUGAUCUACCCAGACGGCUGGGACUCAGCCGAGGUGAAGCGCAUGUGUGGGGGUAAGACGGACAAGUACACGCUGGGUGCCUGCACCGUGCGCUGGGCCUACAUCCUCUGCAUCAUUGGCAUCCUCGAUGCUCUCAUCCUCUCCUUCCUGGGAUUUGUCUUGGGAAACCGGCAGGACAACCUCCUCCCAUCCGAUUUUAAAGUGGAAAAUAAAGGUAAAGGCAGCUCUGAGCCCCUGUCCUGUUGUUGA
Molecule: messenger RNA, 306 nt
Organism: Nestor notabilis (Kea)
Lineage: Eukaryota; Metazoa; Chordata; Aves; Psittaciformes; Psittacidae
Product: tetraspan membrane protein of hair cell stereocilia homolog
Exons: 1
Coding region: 1-306 (101 amino acids)
Biological process (GO): sensory perception of sound; detection of mechanical stimulus involved in sensory perception
Cellular component (GO): plasma membrane
Source: RefSeq, a predicted model, not a curated record